Messenger RNA from Folsomia candida, 1075 nucleotides. RefSeq lists its product as uncharacterized. Gene Ontology annotation, cellular component: nucleus. The coding region runs from base 178 to 948 and encodes 256 amino acids. Gene Ontology annotation, molecular function: protein heterodimerization activity. The transcript is spliced from 3 exons. Gene Ontology annotation, biological process: regulation of DNA-templated transcription. Lineage: Eukaryota; Metazoa; Arthropoda; Collembola; Entomobryomorpha; Isotomidae. The record is from RefSeq and is a predicted model, not a curated record.
AGUGAGAAAGUGAGAUCUAUAAAACCCGGCACGCAAUAACCGGCGGCUUUCACCUUUUCAUCUUUGUUUUGUUGUACAUGAACAUGAUACGUACAUUCCUCGAUUUAUUCAAUUUGAAGCAUUUUUAGUUUAAAGAUUUACAACAUUGUAUUUUCUGAUUCCUGCACUCCACCCACCAUGGAUAUCAGCACGUCGGUGGAUGUUGAUGUUCCGGAAUUGGAAAAUCGCACAAAAGAACAACCUGAGACCUCCUCUGCAGAUCAACUUGUUCAAGAAGGGGAAGAAUUGAUAAAAGAAGCUGAUCUCUCUGAAAGAAUAAUCUCGGAAGAUGCUGAAGGAACACAAUUUCCAGAUGCCACAGAGACUUCCCAGGGACAAGAUAAUCACGAAGACUUACUCAAUGACGAUGAGAACAUGGAGCAGCUCCCAGAAGAAGAGGCACAUCAAGAAGUGGACAAAAAUGCAGAAUCGAUGGAAAUUGUACCUCCAGACGAAAAUCAUGAAGAACAAUUAAUAAUGGAAGAAUCAUGUCCUGACACAAAUGUCGAAAUCGAGGAGGAGGAAGAGGAAGAGAAUAACCAUGCGACAACUUUACAACUUGGCCGAAUUAAGAAAAUUAUGAAAAUUUGUCUGAUGACAAAUGAAGCAGUUGAUGAAAAUACUACGUUGGUAAAGAAACCUGUCAAAAAGGGGAGAGGAUCUAAGAAGGCUGACGCUUCGACUAAAAAUCAAGGAACGUCUAGUUUUAUGUUGUCCAAAGAAGCUAUAUUCCUCACAGCAGUGGCUACGGAAUUAUUUGUGGCCGCCGUUGCUCAACAGUCGGGUAGAAUUACAGCAUCCACAAAUAAAAAGACGAUGACGAACGAGCAUUUAAAGCGAGCUUUGAGCGAUUCUGAACAGUAUGAAUUUCUUUCCGGAUGUUUCCAACCUUCCAUUCUAAUCGAAUAGGCUCAUCGAACAGUCUAAUCUCGUGUUAAUUUUUACUAUAAUAAUGGUGGCUAUUAUUUGAUACGAAUGACUGUCAUAUCCACCCUUGGAUGGUAAAUAAAAAAUAAGUACUUUGUAAAUCUAUUGA